Molecule: messenger RNA, 1695 nt
Organism: Eriocheir sinensis (Chinese mitten crab)
Lineage: Eukaryota; Metazoa; Arthropoda; Malacostraca; Decapoda; Varunidae
Product: transcription factor BTF3 homolog 4-like
Exons: 4
Coding region: 159-623 (154 amino acids)
Cellular component (GO): cytosol; nascent polypeptide-associated complex
Source: RefSeq, a predicted model, not a curated record
CAAAUAAGCGAUAAAUACGAGAAUCCAUGAAGGACGAGCGUGGACCGUGCCGUUAGAAAGGCGCAUCAUCAUCAUCAUCAUCAGCUUUGUUUAUGUGAGGGCCACGUUUUGAAGGCGGAAGAGGAAGCUACUGGCUCUCUGGGAUAGCACAAGCCAGGAUGAACAAACAACAGCUGGCACGGCUUCAGGAGCAAGUUCGCAUUGGCGGCAAGGGCAGCGCGCGCCGGAAGAAGAAGGUUGUUCACCGCUCCGCUGCUACCGAUGACAAGAAGCUGCAGAGCUCCCUUAAGAGGCUGGCGGCCAACACCAUCCCUGGCAUAGAGGAGGUCAACAUGAUUAAGGAGGAUGGCUCGGUGAUACACUUCAACAGCCCCAAGGUUCAGGCGUCCCCCAGCGCCAACACCUUCGCUGUGUCGGGCCGGGCCGAGGACAAACAGAUGGCCGAGAUGCUGCCGGGGAUCAUCAACCAGCUUGGCGUCGACGGUCUACACCAUCUGAAACGCCUGGCAGCCUCCCUCACAGCUGGCGGUGCUUCAGCUGGAGGAGUAGAUGAUGGCGAUGAUGUUCCCACUCUGGUUGAGAACUUUGAGGCUGCCAGCAUGUCAGACACGGGCCAGCUCUGAGUGUAGGUGGGUGGGUGUUUUGGAGCACUGGGCUGUGAGGGGCAGGUGUGUGUUGGGGACAGGUGUGUGAGGCUUGGGAGGGAUUCUGUGGCGACCUUUUCAGUUAAGAAGUUACCUUUGUGAAUACCCCCAAGAUAUCCAUUGCGGCAAAAUAUUUAGCAGAUAUAUGAAGGCGUCCCCCACCUGUCGGGCGGGCGAGUUACAUUCUUGGAGAAGCAAUUAUGGAAGCAAACACUCAUAUAGCAAAGUUGAGGAUUGAUGGGAUUAAAUCAGAUGUAUUUCCAGAAUUGUACAUUAAUUGACCUUUGGUACUUCUACGACAAGCUGGUGGGUGGGAGGUGGCGGCUUGGGGGUCAGGCAAGGUCAGCAUCACCCAGCACCUUGCCACACACUCUCAACACCUCCCCCUUCCUGUUAUCUGUCAGCUAUUCACUACCUUGAAACGAAUUUAUUUAGAUCAUUGAAUAAUCGUAAAAGGUUAUACAGCUUGUUUCGUUUUUCGGAUAAUAACAAACUUAAUAACUUGACAGCAUUGGAAUACAGUCAACCGUCAAAUAGUACGGUUUCCAAUAGUUAGGUUUGGUUCUAUAGAAAAUCAUAGAAUAGAAAAUCCUCAUAAAAACAAAAUCGAACUAUUGGAAACUGUACUAUUUGAGGAUCGACCGUAGAUUAACUAUAGAACCCAUAAUAGGUAGCAUAGACCAUGUGUUGUGAGCUGCCUCGUGUGUUCGGAAACCGUACUAUUUGAGGGACAACUGCAUUGGAAACUGUACUAUUUGAGGGUCGACUGUAGAUUGACUAUAGAAUCCGUACUAGGCAGCAUAGACCAUGUGUUGUGAGCUGCCUCGUGUGUUCGGAAACCGUACUAUUUGAGGGACAACUGCAUUGGAAACUGUACUAUUUGAGGGUCGACUGUAGAUUAACUAUAGAACCUGUACUAGGGAGCAUAGACCAUGUGUUGUGACCUGCCUUGUGUGUUCCAGUCAGUGCCGUGGAGCCUGAACACACCGCCCAAACCUUCCCACAAACACACUCAUGAAUUAGUAUUAAUAAAGAUGCAAGGAAAAAUGAA